Molecule: messenger RNA, 880 nt
Organism: Pelodiscus sinensis (Chinese soft-shelled turtle)
Lineage: Eukaryota; Metazoa; Chordata; Testudines; Trionychidae
Source: RefSeq, a predicted model, not a curated record
UCCUACUCUGAACAGGACUUGGGACUGUGUACCUCCUGCCAUCCCUCUCAUCUGACCCUUGUUGUGAAAGAGCCAAUGUGGAGUUACGCCGGACUUCUGACCCACUUACUAUCUCUAUAUUAACUUUGUAUAAGUGCUUGUGUUUCAGAUGCAUUUCUACUCCUGCCUCUGACUGUGAGAGGGCGCGAGCUUUUUGUGCUCUGGCUGCUUUCUGAGGAUACUUCGUGGAACAAACAAUGCUUCAGUCCAGGACUUUGGCAGUGGCUCUGAUUCUGCUCCUCAGCACCAGUCUCUCUGAAGUGGGUGCUAAGGCUAUCACAAAGAGACACGUCCGUCGUGACUGGCUGAUUAUACCGGAUUCAAUUGCAUUUUACGUGUUCCAAUAUGUGAACAAAGUGUCCCCAAAAGUUGGUCAGUUCUUGGCAGAAGCUUUUCAGAUGCCAGUAAUCCUUGAGACCAGGAACUUUCUGAUAAAGGAGACCUCUAAAAUGAGUGUGCUGGCAGAACAGCUGGUAGAAAAAUUAACAGGCCUGUGGAAGAAGACAGAGGAAAAAGAGGAAGCCCCACCCCAGUAGUAGGACUGAAACAAAGCACAAGGCCACAUCACACAAGUAAUUAGAAUGUACAGUGUCCCCUCCUCGUGGAUUGAGGUCAGCUAUCAUAGAAUUCAUGUCCCUGAUGAUGUCCCAGGAAGGGGUGAGAAGAGAGUCUCUGCUCUUUGAAGCUUAUCUCCCUGGGGGAGAAAAAUACACUAUCAAAGUAGCUUCUGGAUGUCAGAGAGGGAAUAGAAGGAAGACCAAUGCUGUAGUUGAAUCUUAAGAGAACAAUUUGGCCACUUGGCCUUCCACCUCACCCAAUAAAGUUUUGGAUAUGUGUGUUA